AUGGCGGAGCCUAUUCGGAACAAGCGACCUGACAUGCCUACGGCCCCCACCCCUCAGAACACUCCCGCAAACAAUGCGCCUAUCUCCUCCCACGCCCAGCAGCCUGGCGUUGCGAGCAUUAAGGAAGAGGACUUCGAUCGCGCGGCCGCUGCUUCUAUUUUCGCCCAAAACCCACAGCUUGUUCAAAUGAUUCAGGGCCGCCUUGGCUCCCUCGUUGGCCGCUCGUCCGGCUACGUCGAGUCACUCCCCCCCCAGGUCCGCCGCCGAGUCGCCGGGCUGAAGGGUAUCCAGAAGGAACACUCUAAGCUAGAGGCCGAGUUCCAGGAGGAGGUUCUUCAAUUGGAGAAGAAGUACUUUGCCAAGUUCACUCCCUUGUACGAGAAGCGUGCUGGUAUUGUCAAUGGCGCCGCUGAGCCCAGCGACAGCGAGGUCAAGGCAGGCGAGGAGCCCCCUGCGGAAGGUGAGGAGUCGGUCAAGUCGGAGACGGAGGAGAAGGGUUCGGAGGGCCAAGCAUCUGACGUUGCUGGCAUUCCCGAGUUCUGGCUGUCGGCCAUGAAGAACCAGAUCUCUCUGGCGGAAAUGAUUACGGACCGAGAUGAGGGUGCCCUGAAGCAUCUUAUCGACAUUCGCAUGGAGUACCUUGACAAGCCCGGAUUCCGUCUCAUUUUCGAAUUUGCGGAGAACAACUACUUCACUAACAAGACCAUCACGAAGACCUACUACUACCAAAACGAGAGCGGGUAUGGGGGCGACUUCAUCUACGAUCAUGCUGAAGGCGACAAGAUCAAUUGGAAGGAGAGUCAAGAUCUCACAGUUCGCGUUGAAAGCAAGAAGCAGAGAAACAAGAACACAAAGCAAACACGCAUCGUCAAGAAGACUGUCCCAACCGAGUCGUUCUUCAACUUCUUCACCCCCCCUUUGGCUCCUACCGAAGACCAAGACGACGCCGCCUCGGACAUUGAGGAGCGUCUCGAACUUGAUUACCAGCUUGGAGAGGACAUCAAGGAGAAGCUUAUCCCUCGCGCCAUCGAUUGGUUUACUGGCGAGGCACUUGCUUUCGAGGAGCUGGAUGACGAUGAGCUGGAGGGCGAGUACGAUGACGAGGAUGACGAUGAAGACGACGAUCUCAGUGAGGAUCGCGACGACGAUGAGGAGUCGGAGGAGGAUGACGACACUGGCAAGCCGAAACAGGAGGCAGCUGAGUGCAAGCAAAGCUAAAUUCAUCGAACCCUCCACUGUGCCACACCUAGUGGCAUAGGAAGUAGCUCAUUGCCUGCAUUUCCCAGAUUCGACUCGAGUCUGUUCGUAGUGGAUCGCAAACAUUUCACUCCAUCGAGUGCGCACGCAACAUGCACAGCAGGAAACACCGGCCGGGCGGUGGGAUGGCAGAUGGCCUGACAAAAUCGGAUGUUUGCUUGUCAGCCUGGCUUUACUUCGACGCGAUAGACGGUAAUUGAAGUUUGAGUCUCAGGUGCGUCUUGUACCACAAACGUGGAUUGGCACAACUGGACUACAGGUACAUCUGUGGUUCGUUUUGAAGUUUGCACUGCUGCACACAGUUUUUUCUUUUUCCUUGUCCGGGGUGGAGUUGCGCAAACACUGCAGUAGAAAAGCUCAUGUGCUCUUGGAAGCAUUUAAUAUACUGAGAGGCGAACUGCUCUCUUGCAUGC
Molecule: messenger RNA, 1670 nt
Organism: Verticillium dahliae VdLs.17
Lineage: Eukaryota; Fungi; Ascomycota; Sordariomycetes; Glomerellales; Plectosphaerellaceae
Product: nucleosome assembly protein
Exons: 5
Coding region: 1-1218 (405 amino acids)
Biological process (GO): nucleosome assembly
Cellular component (GO): nucleus; chromatin
Molecular function (GO): chromatin binding; histone binding
Source: RefSeq, a predicted model, not a curated record